AUGGCGACCAUCAAGGCCAUCGAGGCCCGUUCGGUUCACCAGAUCCAAUCUGGUCAAGUCAUCGUCGACUUGUGCUCCGUCGUUAAGGAAUUAGUCGAAAACAGUCUCGAUGCCGGUGCAACAUCCAUCGAGGUUCGAUUCAAGAAUAAUGGUCUGGACCUGAUUGAGGUACAAGACAAUGGGGCUGGAAUAUCACCGGAAAACUAUGAGAACGUUGCAUUGAAACAUCACACCUCCAAACUCUCUUCCUUCGAGGACCUCUCCCGCCUACACACCUUCGGCUUUCGAGGCGAAGCACUCUCGUCGCUAUGCGCUCUCUCCGAAUUCCGCAUCGUGACCGCUCAGGCCAACCAAGCCCCCAAAGCGACCAAAUUGGAAUUCGAGAUGUCAGGCAAGUUGUCGAAAACCCAGGUUGUCGCAGGCCAGAAGGGCACCACAGCAUCUGUGGAAGGUCUAUUCAAACGCCUGCCCGUACGACGUCGAGAGCUGGAGAAGAACAUCAAGAGAGAGUAUACGAAGGUGCUGAAUCUACUCCAUGCCUACGCUUGCGUGAGCACCGGGGUCCGCUUCAGCGUCCGCAAUACGAUGGGAAAGAAUCGGAAUGCGGUUGUCUUCUCGACGAAUGACAACCAGACUACGAAGGACAACAUUGCGAAUGUCUACGGCGCGAAGACCCUUCUCGCGCUCAUCCCGUUGGACCUGGUCCUGGAGUUUGAGCCGUCCGCUGCGGCGCGGCGAACAGCUGGGGGCGUGCCAAACAAGAUCCUGGUUAAGGGACAUAUCUCCCGUCCUGUCUUCGGGGAGGGACGGCAGACGCCGGAUCGGCAGAUGUUCUUUGUCAACGCGCGGCCUUGUGGUCUACCGCAGAUUGCCAAGGCGUUCAAUGAGGUAUAUAAAUCGUUCAAUGUCUCGCAGUCGCCGUUUGUCUUUGCCGAUUUCAACAUGGACACGAAUGCAUAUGAUGUGAACGUCUCUCCGGACAAACGAACAAUCCUCCUUCACGAUGCGGGGGCACUGAUCGAUGCUCUCAAGCAAUCCCUCACGGAGUUGUUUGAGACGUCUGAUCAAACCGUUCCUCAGUCGCAGGUGGCCGGUCAGAGGCAACCAGCCCCUAAACAGCAAGUGGGGAUCCUGCAGGUCAGUACCCCUGCCAAGCGGUUGAAUGACGGUGAUGGAACAGCGGGUAAGGAGCCGCAGGGCCAUGAGGAUGAAGAAGAAGAAGAAGAAGAAGAAGAAGUGGAAUCAAGUCAGCCCAAUUCUCAGGCCAAGUUGAAAAGUCUCCUAAGGAAUCUGGGUGCUGGACGGGAACCGGCGAAUUUAACUUCGCCCGUUCCAGCGGACGAGCUAGCGCAACAAAAGACAGCGUCUGUGGCGAGCCCUGCAGGUCGGGGCGAGCCUUCAUCAGAUACAGUGGACAAUGAACUAUUUGUCCCAGAGCAUGGCACGCCAUCCCGUGCAUCCUCAAUUAUCUCUGAGAGAAUAUCGAGAGGAGCGGUCGCCGGGGGAAAUGAGCCGGCGAGGAACACUGCGGUGCCUUCUACGCCACAGGAUAUCCCUGAAUUGCAAGAACGAUCAAGCCCUGUCAUACAGGCUGGUCAGUCAGAGACGCCGAAUGUUAUCCAGAAUGCGUUUGACCGCAUGCGACCCAGACGGAUGCCAGCUGAAGUUGCGACGAUUACUAUCGGCAGUAAGACCGUAACGUCCAUGGUAGGAACUGGCAUACCCAGGAAAAGAAACGGCGGAUCCAUUGACUCUAGUGGAGGGAGUCUGGGUCGAAAGAAAAGGAUACACACUCCGUCACGCCCCAAUAUCUUUGGCAAGCACAUGAGAGCUUUUGCAGCGCCGGGAUCGCAGUUGGAGGAACCCACUAGCAGUGAAGAGGAGAUUGAAGGAGAUGAAGAGGAGGAGGAGGUCGAGGAAGCGGAAGUGGGACUGGGAGAAGAUAUAAUGGACUGCGAUUCUGACGGUUCUCAGUCCUACUGUCCGUCAGAUCACGAGGAUGACCGCUCUCCAGAUGAUAUCAAUCAUGAAAUGGCCCCGGCAGAAGAGCCCAACGAGUCCGAAGGUCUUACCGAAUCUCUGGAUGACGAGGAAAAGAAGAAACACGAAGAAGCCGAAGUGCAACGGCUGAUCCGCGAAGCGGAAGCAAAGGCCAUAGUGCCCCAGGAGAACAGUAUAAACCGCGCAAACAGGCUGAGCAAGGGAGCUGCGCAUCGCGACUCCACGACUCGUCUGGCGAGCACCAUUGACGGGUCGCUCUCCAGAAUCGUGUCACAAAUGACGAGAGUUCAAGAUGGUCUUCGUGCUUACGCCAGGGGUGCUGACUACACUGAAGACGAAAGAGAGGCUACCCCGGCAGGGACAGCUGAAGAGCGGCUGUCGUUGACCGUUACCAAGGAUGACUUCGCCCGAAUGCGCAUCAUCGGGCAAUUCAACCUCGGGUUCAUCCUAGCCACUCGGUCCCCGGAAGGUAGCUCAUCCGAAACCAAGGAUGAACUGUUUAUCAUCGACCAGCAUGCUUCAGAUGAGAAGUUCAACUUUGAGAGGCUUCAAGCCGAGACUGUGGUGCAGAACCAACGUCUUGUGCAGUCCAAACGACUUGAUCUCACCGCUGUCGAAGAGGAGAUUGUGAUCGAGAAUCAGUUCGCGCUAGAGAAGAACGGAUUUGUGGUCGAAGUCGACGACAGCGGCGACGAACCCAUCGGUCAGCGUUGUAAACUUGUCUCCCUGCCCCUGAGCAAGGAGGUGGUGUUUGGCAUGCGGGAUCUCGAAGAGCUGAUUGUCUUGCUGUCUGAAAUGCCCGCAACCACCAGCGCCAGGUCCGCUGCUCCCAGCAACAUCCCGCGACCGAGCAAGGUGCGCAAGAUGUUCGCCAUGCGAGCGUGCCGAUCAAGCAUCAUGAUCGGUAAGAAUCUGACCCAGAAACAAAUGGUCCGCGUGGUGCGGAAUAUGGGCACAAUCGACAAGCCAUGGAACUGUCCCCAUGGACGACCGACUAUGAGGCAUCUGAUGACGCUCGGCCAAUGGAGUGAAUGGGAUGAGUUUGGUCCUGGCGACGAGGACGGGGGUGAAUGUGCUGGUCGAACCGAAGCUAAUCGCCUGGAUGUCUGGAGGAAUUACUUCCAAGAGAUGGACGAGAUGAGCGCCGAGGAGGAGGAGGAGGGGGAGGGAGACGAUUCGGAGGCUUAA
Messenger RNA from Aspergillus clavatus NRRL 1, 3189 nucleotides. Its product is annotated as ATP-binding mismatch repair protein PMS1. The record is from RefSeq and is a predicted model, not a curated record. Lineage: Eukaryota; Fungi; Ascomycota; Eurotiomycetes; Eurotiales; Aspergillaceae. Gene Ontology annotation, biological process: mismatch repair. The transcript has 4 exons. Gene Ontology annotation, molecular function: mismatched DNA binding; ATP hydrolysis activity; ATP binding. The coding region runs from base 1 to 3189 and encodes 1062 amino acids. Gene Ontology annotation, cellular component: MutLalpha complex.